Molecule: messenger RNA, 657 nt
Organism: Gamsiella multidivaricata
Lineage: Eukaryota; Fungi; Mortierellomycota; Mortierellomycetes; Mortierellales; Mortierellaceae
Exons: 4
Coding region: 1-657 (218 amino acids)
Source: RefSeq, a predicted model, not a curated record
AUGGCACAACCCGUCCGCUCCGUCGACCGUCGCUUCAGCACCACGGCCUUCACAUACCCCGGAUAUCAUAUCGCGGCCUCCCAUGGCGUUGCCGGUAAAGCUGUGCUCGGCGCUUUUGCCUCCUUGGCCGGUGGCGAGAGCUCGACCUACAUCGAGAUGGCUGAGAAGGCUCGUGAGAGAGCGUUCCUGAGGAUGCUCGAGCAUGCUGCUGCUGCUGGUGGCAAUGCUGUCAUCGGUGUCCAGUUCACAGGCCAGGAAAUCAUUCAGGACCUCUCAGCGAAAAACGCUUCGCCCGUCGUCCUACCGCCAACUAACUUUCUUUUUUUCUUCAUCUUGUUCAAUCGUAGAAUGACUGAAGUCAUGGCCUACGGAACAGCCGUGACACUGGUUCCACUGCAGCAACAGCAACAGCAACAACAACAACAACAAGCGAUGACUCCUCAGGCGACCUACGCCGCUGCCGCACCCGCGCCCUUCUCGCCAGUCCAGCCCGGCACACCUUACUCCCAACCCGGCACACCUUACUCUCAACAGCCGACCUCACCUUACUCUCAACCCAUGGCUCAUCAGCAAUAUUUUGCCGCCCCGCCCGCUGCGCAGCCCUCGCCACAGCAACAGCAGCAAUAUGCUACUCCCGCUCCACCACCCAAGAACUAA